Molecule: messenger RNA, 160 nt
Organism: Heterobilharzia americana
Lineage: Eukaryota; Metazoa; Platyhelminthes; Trematoda; Strigeidida; Schistosomatidae
Source: the annotation of a GenBank genome assembly
AGGUAUUGGUCAUUGGAAUGCGUAUAGUAGGAGUGAAAAGUAUUUAUCGGAACAACCAACGAAUAUGGAAAUAGAUUCUGCUGAAUUAACAAAGCAUACAAAAUCUGAUGAUAUGUGGAUAGCUUUAAAUCAUCAAGGGAAAAGUAAGAUCAUAUUAUAA